AUGCCCUCCGCGAUUCCCGCGGACCACGGCGUCCCCGGCGUCGGCGCCGCAGCCGCCUUCCUGGACGAACUUCUUAAUGAUGCUGAGUCUAUCAAGAAGACCUCGUCUAUUGAGCCGCCGCUCAAAAAGACCGAUUUUGAAGAUCUUCCCGGUCGAUUGAGCCGCACGCUAGGCUGGGACUUGUCCAACGAAGAUGCUACUAAGAAGACUCAGCGCUAUGCUAUCAUCGAGACCGCCGUGCGCGAUACGUUCAAGUCUCUUAUUGCAACAACACCCAUCGAGGCGCCCGAAUUUGUCCGUGUCUGGAACCUGCUGGACAUUUUAUCUUUCCUUUCCGAUAGUGAGCUAUGCGAUCCGGCCCUGCUUUUUUGGAUUGUAGAAGAGCUCCUCGAUAGCCAGACUAUUGCUGGCUGCCGCAAGGUUUUCGACUUCCUCGAAUCGCGCCGUGAGCGCAUCACGGCCAAGCAUCUGAAGCAGAAGCAACUGGUCAUCCUCCGUACCUGUAAUGAGCUAUUGCGGCGUUUGUCCAGGGCGCUUGAUCCCGCAUUUUGCGGGAGAGUCUUCAUUUUCAUGUUUCAGACCUUCCCUCUUGGCGACAAGAGCUCGGUCAAUCUGCGAGGCGAGUACCACCUGGAAAAUGUCACCACUUGGGAUCGUGAUAUCCCUGCGCAGGAUGGCGACAAGAUGGACGUGGAUAGCGAGGCAAAACCGCAGCUGGAUGUUAAGGCAUUGGAUCCUGACGCUUUGUACCCCAUCUUCUGGGCCUUGCAAGAAAGUUUCAACCAGCCCAAAAGGUUGUUUGAACCGAGCAACCUUGCUGCCUUCAAGGCUGGCCUUGAAGCUACCAUGGCGACAUUCAAGAGUAUCAAGCCUGAACAGCCGUCACGGGCUCGAGAAAGGCCAGAAAAGCCACCUGAGGAGAUCAAGCACUCCCUCAAGAAAAAACGCGAUGAUCUCGAUGAGGAACUCGCCAGCGGGUUCAACCCUAAAUAUCUAACCAGUCGUGACCUUUUCAAGCUUGAAAUCAGUGACCUGGCAUUUCGUAGGAACAUCCUGGUCCAGGCGCUCAUCAUCAUGGAGUUUUUGCUCUCCCUGUCGCCAAAAGCGAAGGAGAAGCUCACAAGUGUCAAGCAACCCAAUAAGUCUGUAAUGUACCUAGAUUAUCAACUUAGCGAAGAGGACACAAAAUGGGUGCUUGACAUGAAAGAGCGCAUUGUCGACUACCUCAAACAGGGCCCUGAAGGCCCCUAUUUCAAUCGCAUGGUGGAAACUGUCCUUUCGCGCGACAAGAACUGGGUGCGCUGGAAGAUCGAAAAUUGCCCACCUAUCGAGCUGCCACCACUGUCUCCGGUCAUUUUCGAUGAGGCACGUUCCACCAUCAGCAAACUUGCCACAACGAAGCGUCCACGAUCUGCUCCGCUCGGGUCACUGUCCCUCGACUUCCUCAACGACGAUGAAGAGGAUGAUGAUAGCGGGGCUCGGGCCAUGCAAAAGCUCAAGGAUCCCACCCGCUACCGGCUACCCGAGCUGAGCACACUCAAGCGCGGCAUUGAGGAAGACGAUCUCGAGAUUGACAUGCCCAUGAGCGAGGAGUCCAAAGCACGCGCCAUCGAGGGGAAGGCAAGCAAGACAUGGCGUGCGCUCCGGAUAGCUGCCAAGUCAAAGCUAGCAGUCUUUGAUCGUAUCGACGAUGACGAGAAGAUUGAUAUCGUUUUCCAGGAGAUGUCUAUCCAGCAGCAGGAUGGAGCUGAUCGGGAGGAGAUGGAGGAUGGUUCGAAUGGUGAGGCCAUAUGGCCCGAUGACCGCCGUGCGAUCAUCAUCGUUGACACCACAGGCGGUGAGAGCGAUGUGGUGAAAAAUUUCCUCGCGAAACACUGCAAGGUGUUUGUACGAGUGGUGCAGCACACAACACGUAAGCCGCGCGAGGGCGAGAUCAACGGGAAAGAUUUCCAUUUUGUGGACAAACAGACUUUUGGUAUGAUGCGCGAUGGGGACCAGUUUCUGGAGUAUAGUGAACCAGAGGAAGGGCAAGAAGGAGAGUGUCGUGGCACAAGUAAGAAACUGGUGGACAGUAUUAUGGACAAUGAUCGGGUGCCAGUAAUGGAGCUGAAUCAGGCGGGUGCACAGCAGGUAAAGGACAAUGGGUUCGAUGCUCGGUUUAUCCUUGUGAAAGACCCAUUACAGGAUGCCGAAAAUGGUGAGUUAUUUGAGACAGUUGUCGAGAACAAGUUGGAAGCUUUAGAAGCAGCCAUAUUUGGCUCGACCAACACAGCCGUAGAUGCUACAGCAGCGGGCUUGGGGGACGGCGAUGGUGAUGUGACUAUGGCAGAUGGGAUUGAGGCAUGA
Molecule: messenger RNA, 2346 nt
Organism: Thermochaetoides thermophila DSM 1495
Lineage: Eukaryota; Fungi; Ascomycota; Sordariomycetes; Sordariales; Chaetomiaceae
Exons: 4
Coding region: 1-2346 (781 amino acids)
Biological process (GO): regulation of DNA-templated transcription elongation; mRNA export from nucleus
Cellular component (GO): THO complex part of transcription export complex
Source: RefSeq, a predicted model, not a curated record